Messenger RNA from Danio aesculapii, 1823 nucleotides. RefSeq names its product adenosine kinase b (gene adkb). Gene Ontology annotation, cellular component: nucleus; cytosol. NCBI's taxonomy places the organism in Eukaryota, Metazoa, Chordata, Actinopteri, Cypriniformes, Danionidae. Gene Ontology annotation, molecular function: adenosine kinase activity. Gene Ontology annotation, biological process: purine ribonucleoside salvage. The coding region runs from base 96 to 1133 and encodes 345 amino acids. The transcript is spliced from 11 exons. The record is from RefSeq and is a predicted model, not a curated record.
ACGUUUCGGCUUCCGGGUUGUGGAGAAUUCCGUACAUACGAAGAUUUGCACGUGUAGCAGCAGCACGGAUAUACUUUCACAGCAUUAGUGUCAUCAUGCCCACAGUCAGUCAGAAUUCUUUGUUCGGGAUGGGGAAUCCACUGUUGGACAUCUCUGCUGUGGUGGAUAAGGAUUUCCUUGAUAAAUACGGCCUGAAACCCAAUGAUCAGAUCCUGGCAGAGGAGAAACACAAAGCUCUGUUUGAUGAGAUCGUGAAUAAGAGUAAAGUGGAGUAUCACGCUGGCGGAUCCACACAGAACUCUGUCAAAAUCGCACAGUGGAUGAUCCAGGAGCCGCAUAAAGUGGCCACGUUCUUCGGCUGCAUCGGGACGGAUCAUUUCGGGGAGAUCCUGAAGCAGAAAGCGGCUGAAGCUCAUGUUGAUGCUCAUUAUUAUGAGCAAAAUCAAGAACCCACAGGAACCUGUGCGGCCUGCAUUACUGGAGACAACAGGUCUCUAGUUGCAAACCUGGCUGCAGCAAACUGCUAUAAUAAAGAGAAGCAUCUGGAUAUUGAGAGUAACUGGAGUCUGGUGGAGAAAGCCAGAGUUUACUACAUUGCAGGGUUUUUCCUGACCGUUUCCCCAGACUCUAUCCUGAAAGUGGCCAAACACGCGUCCGAAAACAACAAGAUCUUCGGUCUGAAUCUGUCGGCUCCUUUCAUCAGUCAGUUCUUCAAGGAGCCACUGAUGAAGGUCCUGCCGUACGUUGACAUCAUCUUCGGCAACGAGACGGAAGCCGCCACGUUUGCAAAGGAGCAGGGCUUUGAGACUGAAGACAUCGCUGAAAUUGCGCAUCGGGUUCAGAAUCUGCCCAAAGUCAACAAGAACCGUCAGAGGAUUGUGGUGUUCACUCAGGGCAGAGAGGACACGGUGGCCACUGUCGGUGAUAAAGUGAAAAUGUUUCCAGUUUUAGACAUUGACCAGAAUGACAUUGUGGACACGAAUGGUGCCGGUGACGCUUUUGUUGGAGGUUUUCUGUCGGCGCUGGUCCAGGAUCAGCCGCUGGAGGAGUGUAUCCGCGCAGGUCACUACGCCGCUCACGUCAUCAUCCGCAGGUCCGGCUGCACCUUCCCAGAGAAACCCGAUUUCCACUAAAUCACUCACAACACCCAGGAAUCUUUCCAUUUCAUUUUCCUGAAAUUCCAGAAACACAACCUGCGUGCCUCUACAUUGGUUUACACGCGUUUACUGUUAAACGGGCAUUUAUCAGGACUGCAACGACCACAUAAAUAUACAGUCAUGUCCGAGAUGAUUCAUACCGCUGGCAGAUUCUGACUUUAAAGUUACUUUUAUUCAACCAGCAAGUAUGUUUUGACCGAAAAUGACUCUGGCUUCCCCUGAAAGAUAAUAAGACAAAUGUACAAGAAGCGUCAUUGUGGAGAAAAAAAUAUUUCCCAGCUUUUAUUUACAUGUGAACACAAACUUUAAGUCAGAACUUGCCAAGGGUAUGAAUAAUUUCAUGCUUAACUGUAUAUAUAAAUAUCACAGAUUGUCUUCUAUCUGUUUUUAUGCUACACUGCAAUAUUAUUCCUAUAUUUAAUCUAUUAAAGACCCUUUAAGUGCAUUUAUAUUUCUUCUAAAUUAAUUGCAGUAAAUUAAGUUAACAGGAUUGUGUAGAAUGUUUGUGUCUUUCAGGUCUGUAUUGUUAUGAAAUGCCAAAUUGUAUCUUAAGCGCACAAUCUUUGAAUAUGCAUAAGCUAUAUCCGAUGGGGGAAGAGUUUUCAGUUCUGAAACAAGACGAUGGUUCAGCUGACCAGUUUAAUAAAAGAUUUUAAUCGUGUACAA